UGAAAAUGGAGAGUUCUCAUGCUUACAGACUUAGCAGUCUCCGGUCCAGUAAUUCCAACAUAUGGAGCAACACUGCAAUCGAAAUCUUUUCAAAGUCUACUCGCGAAGAAGACGACGAAGAAGCAUUAAAAUGGGCUUCUAUAGAGAGGCUUCCCACUUAUCUUCGCAUAAGAAGAGGUAUCCUUACUCAAGAAGAAGGCCAGACAAGUGAGAUUGAUGUCAAACAUCUAAAACCAGCUGAGAGGAAAUACAUUCUGAAUCGAGUAAUGAACGAAGAGGAUGAUAACGAGGAGUUCCUAUUGAAGCUCAAGGAACGCAUUGCAAGAGUUGGCAUUGAGUUUCCCACAAUUGAAGUCCGAUUUGAGCAUUUGAAUGUUGAAGCACAGGCUUAUGUUGGCAGUAGGGCAUUGCCAACAAUAUUCAACUUCACCUUCAACAUACUAGAGGGUUUCUUGAGCUCUCUUCAUAUUCUUCCAAAUAAGAAAAGACCAUUUCCAAUUCUUCAUGAUGUCAGCGGAAAUCUCAAGCCUGGAAGACUAACGCUACUUUUAGGACCACCAAGUUCCGGUAAAACCACCAUGCUGUUAGCAUUGGCUGGAAGACUUCCUUCUGAUCUUAAAGUUUCUGGGAAUGUUACAUACAAUGGCCAUGAGAUGAAAGAAUUUGUACCCGAAAGGGCAUCAGCUUAUAUUAGUCAACAUGAUCUUCAUUUGGGUGAACUUACAGUGAGAGAAACACUAGCUUUUUCAGCAAGAUGUCAAGGCGUUGGAUCUCGUCAUGAUAUGCUGGUGGAAAUAUCAAGGAGAGAGAAGGAAGCAAACAUUAAGCCAGACUCUGAUCUUGAUACUUUUUUGAAGGCCCUGGUGCUUGAAGGACAGGAGACAAGUGUUGUAACAGAUUACAUAAUCAAGAUUUUAGGACUGGAGUUCUGUGCUGAUACCAUGGUUGGGGAUGAAAUGAUACGUGGGAUUUCUGGAGGACAGAAAAAGCGGGUAACAACAGGGGAGAUGAUGGUUGGGCCAGCAAGAGUAUUUCUUAUGGAUGAGAUAUCAACUGGUCUGGACAGUUCGACAACCUUUCAGAUUGUUAAUUCAAUUAAGCACUCAAUCCAUAUCCUUCAUGGAACUGCUGUUAUAUCACUAUUGCAACCGGCACCAGAAACUUUUGAUCUAUUCGAUGACAUAAUUCUUCUUGCUGAUGGUCAUAUUGUGUAUCAAGGUCCACGAGAAUAUGUGUUGGAAUUCUUUGAAUCCAUGGGUUUCAAAUGUCCCGAAAGAAAAGGAGUUGCUGACUUCUUACAAGAAGUGACAUCAAAUAAAGAUCAAGAGCAGUACUGGGCACAUAGAGAUGAACCUUAUACUUAUGUUUCUGUCAAGAAUUUUUCUGAAGCAUUUCAAUCAUUUCAUGUUGGAAGGAAUCUAGGAACUGAGCUUGCUGUUCCUUUUGACAAAUCCAAGAGUCAUCCUGCUGCAUUAACCACAGAGAAGUUUGGCGUUAGCAAAAAGGAACUUCUGAAAGCUUGCAUAUCGAGAGAAUUUCUUCUUAUGAAAAGGAACUCAUUUGUCUAUGCAUUUCAAUUGCUAAAAAUAUUCUUGAUGGCUCUGAUAACAAUGACAGUGUUUCUGCGAACUAAGAUGCACAAGGAAACUACAAAUGAUGGUCAGAUUUUCAUGGGGGCUCUGUUUUUUACAACAGUCAUGAUCAUGUUCAAUGGAUUCGCAGAGCUUGCUUUUACGAUUUUGAAGCUUCCUGUCUUUUACAAACAACGCGACCUUCUUCUCUUCCCUGCAUGGGCAUAUGCGCUGCCUACAUGGAUACUGAAGAUCCCAUUCACGCUGUUAGAGAGUGGAGUUUGGGUUGCUAUGACAUACUAUGUAACUGGAUAUGAUUCAAAUGUUGGAAGGUUUUUCAGACAGUACCUUGUGCUCAUAUUUAUUGGCCAGAUGGCGUCAGGGCUAUUUCGCCUUAUGGCGUCAUUGGGAAGGAAUAUGGUCAUUGCAAACACAUUUGGAUCAUUUGUAUUGGUCGCAUUUCUAGCAUUGGGGGGAUAUGUUUUGUCUCAUGAUAAAAUUAAAAAAUGGUGGAUUUGGGGAUACUGGAUUUCCCCUAUGACGUAUGCAGAGAAUGCUAUUUCUGUUAACGAGUUCCUGGGGAAUAGUUGGAGACAUUUGUCUGCUGGAUCAGGAAAACCCUUAGGAGUUUCAGUUUUGAAGGCUCGAGGCAUUUUUGUGGAGGGCCGCUGGUACUGGAUUGGAGCUGCUGCUCUGUUUGGAUAUAUACUUCUGUUCAAUAUCUUGUAUACUUUGGCUUUAACUUUCCUGGAACGUAAGUUUCAAAAUGAUUCAUCUUUUGGAUUGUUCUCAAAUGCACUUGAGAAGGCCCAGGCAGUUUUAUCUGAAGAAACUUUGGCAGAGAGGAGCUCGAUCAAGACAGGUGAGAUUGUUGACUUAUCAAGUGGGAAGCGCUUAUCCGGUGAAGAUGAUGCCCGGAGAAAUGUAUCAUCGCGAUCUAUGUCAUCUAGAGUGGCCAGCAUUAGUGAAGAUGAGCCAGAACGAAAACCAGGGAUGGUCCUACCAUUUGAGCCUUUUGCAAUCACUUUUGACGACAUAAGAUAUGCGGUAGACAUGCCACAGGAAAUGAAAGCGCAAGGACUUACUGAGGACAGACUUGAACUUUUAAAAGGUGUGAGUGGCUCUUUUAGGCCAGGGGUCUUGACAGCUCUGAUGGGCGUUAGCGGGGCUGGUAAGACAACUCUGAUGGAUGUCUUGGCUGGUAGAAAAACAGGUGGUUAUAUUGAAGGAACAAUCACCAUAUCAGGGUACCCAAAGAAGCAAGACACUUUUGCCCGUAUAGCAGGAUACUGUGAACAAAAUGAUAUUCAUUCACCUCAUGUAACCGUAUACGAGUCUUUGCAGUAUUCUGCUUGGCUUCGGCUGCCCGCUGAAGCGGAUGCUGCAACCAGAAAGAUGUUCGUUGAAGAAGUUAUGGAACUUGUCGAGCUUACCUCAUUGAAAGAGGCACUUGUUGGAUUGCCUGGAGUGAAUGGACUUUCAACUGAGCAGCGCAAGAGGCUGACAAUUGCAGUUGAGCUUGUAGCUAAUCCCUCAAUUAUAUUCAUGGAUGAACCGACCUCUGGACUUGAUGCCAGGGCUGCUGCCAUAGUUAUGAGAACAGUGAGAAACACAGUGGAUACAGGUCGAACAGUAGUCUGCACCAUCCAUCAACCAAGCAUUGAUAUAUUUGAUGCUUUUGAUGAGCUGGUUCUUUUAAAACGUGGAGGCGAAGAGAUAUUUGUUGGUCCCUUGGGCCGCCAUUGUGUAGAUCUCAUACGGUACUUUGAGGCCGUUGAUGGAAUAGACAAAAUUAGAGAUGGUUACAAUCCUGCAACUUGGAUGCUGGAAGUGUCUUCAAUUGCACAAGAAACAGCUCUUGGAGUUAAUUUCCCACAAAUAUAUAAAGGCUCAGAACUUUAUAGGAGAAACAAAGCACUAAUCAAAGAACUAAGCACACCUGCUCCAGGCUCCAAAGAGUUGUACUUUCGCACUCGUUACUCUCAGCCAUUCUUCAUCCAGUUCAUGGCUUGCUUAUGGAAACAGCACUUGUCCUAUUGGCGAAACCCACAUUAUACUGCAGUAAGACUGUUGUUUACAACAAUUAUAGCUUUGAUGUUUGGAACAAUAUACUGGAAGCUCGGCUCCAAAAGGGAAAGGCUCCAGGAUCUACUUAACGCCAUGGGUUCUAUGUAUUCUGCUGUUUUAUUUAUGGGUAUACAAAAUGCAACGUCAGUUCAGCCUGUUGUUGCCAUAGAGAGGACAGUAUUCUACAGGGAAAGAGCAGCCGGAAUGUAUGCAGCUUUAGCAUAUGCUUUUGGACAGGUUGUUGUCGAGCUUCCUUACCUUCUGGUUCAGACAGUCAUCUAUGGAGUCCUAGUAUAUGCAAUGAUCGGAUUCGAAUGGACUGCUGCCAAGUUCUUUUGGUACUUAUUCUUCAUGUAUUUUACCUUGUGGUACUUCACAGCUUAUGGGAUGAUGACAGUGGCAGUUACACCAAACCAAAACAUUGCUGCCAUAGUUUCAUCCUCAUUUUACUCAAUAUGGAACCUUUUUUCAGGAUUCAUUGUUCCAAAGCCGAGAAUUCCAGUUUGGUGGAGGUGGUAUUAUUACAUCUCCCCUGUUGCUUGGACAUUGUAUGGUUUAGUUGCUUCACAGUUUGGAGACAUAAAGGAAGAGAUGAUUGACACAAAUCAAACAGUCAAAGACUUCAUAAGAAGUUAUUUUGGAUUUAAGCAUGAUUUCCUGGGAUUUGCGGCCCUCAUAAUAGUUGCAUUUGCAACCAGUUUCACCUUCAUCUUUGCCUUGUCAAUCAAGAUGUUUAACUUCCAGAAAAGAUAA
Coffea eugenioides is the source of this 4391-nucleotide messenger RNA. Its product is annotated as pleiotropic drug resistance protein 1-like. The transcript is spliced from 24 exons. NCBI's taxonomy places the organism in Eukaryota, Viridiplantae, Streptophyta, Magnoliopsida, Gentianales, Rubiaceae. The record is from RefSeq and is a predicted model, not a curated record. Gene Ontology annotation, cellular component: membrane. Gene Ontology annotation, molecular function: ATP binding; ATP hydrolysis activity; ABC-type transporter activity. Bases 6 to 4391 code for a protein of 1461 amino acids.